CAGGUAAUCGGAUUAGAGCGUGGCGGGUUCAAAUUGAGGCAAUUGACGGCGGUUUGCGCACUCGCACCGCCAGCAGCCUUCCACGGAGGACCUCCUCGUUCACGGAGUAAAGCAGAGAAGCCAGCAGAGACGCCGCCAGCAUGUCAGUGGAUCUGAACGGGUAUUGGAAAAUGACUUCCAAUGAUAACUUCGAGGACUACAUGAAGGCUCUAGAUGUAAACGUAGCCAUCAGGAAAAUUGCCAACUUGCUGAAGCCUGACAAAGAAAUUACUCAUGACGGGGACCACAUAACCAUCAAGACCCUCAGCACCUUCAAAAACUACAACAUGGACUUCCAUGUGGGCAAGGAGUUUGAGGAGGACCUGGCCGGAGUGGAUGACAGGAAAUGCAUGACCACCAUCAACUGGGAGGGAGACAAGCUGGUGUGUGUGCAGAAGGGAGAGAUUGAAGGAAGAGGCUGGACCCACUGGGUGGAGGGAGAUGAGCUUCAUCUGGAGCUGAGAGCCGGAGGAGCCGUCUGCAAGCAGGUCUUCAAGAAGACCUAAACCGGCUCUCGCUGAACGAGACGGCGCCCCCCACCCGCCAGACGCCGGCUCACAGAGACACAUCAGACGCGACCUCUGACGCACCGUCCAGCUCUCCUGUGGUCUCUCCAUUUUUUUUCCACGUUCCUGUCAUGAAUAUAUUUUAUUUUCACCAAACACACAUUUAUAUUCCAUCAGGACGGUUGAAUUACUUCACCGGAGCCAAUUCGCAUGUAGUAGAAAAGGGGGCAGGUUGAGCGUGUGCAUUUGUCUCAGGGUAGGUGCUUUGAUUCACAGGUUUAGAUGUGCUGGACGCGUGCACGCCGCUGACUGUAGCUGAUCUGAUGACGGGUAAAGCAAAGCACUGAAACGAAACGGGGAAACAGUGAGACCUGGUUCGGCUGUAAACGUAUAUUGGCCACGAUGUAUGUAAAUAUUCCUCCCGAUACCUUUGGAACUGUGCCACUGAUGCUGAGAUGAAACAAUCAAUAAAUGAAACUGUUCUCAA
Molecule: messenger RNA, 1032 nt
Organism: Mugil cephalus (flathead mullet)
Lineage: Eukaryota; Metazoa; Chordata; Actinopteri; Mugiliformes; Mugilidae
Product: retinol-binding protein 1-like
Exons: 4
Coding region: 141-545 (134 amino acids)
Biological process (GO): fatty acid transport
Cellular component (GO): nucleus; cytosol
Molecular function (GO): fatty acid binding
Source: RefSeq, a predicted model, not a curated record